Molecule: messenger RNA, 1377 nt
Organism: Striga asiatica
Lineage: Eukaryota; Viridiplantae; Streptophyta; Magnoliopsida; Lamiales; Orobanchaceae
Source: the annotation of a GenBank genome assembly
AUGGAAGGAGCCCAGCCUGCUAUCACGGCGGCCGCCAGGGCGGCAGCACAAAAAUUCAACCGCUGUCUAUGGCUUGUUCCAGCGUUGGUCACACUUAUUGUUGGCGACUUAAUCCUUUUCCUCAGUCGCGACAAGCACCCCAAGGAGCACCGCCCUCCAUCCAAACUCUUGUUCGUCAUGUUUGUUAACCUGGUUGCGUUGGCCUAUGGUUCAUUCCUCGUGUUAGCAGCUUGGAAAUCCCCUUUGAACCCCAGAAGCCUACCCCGUGGUUGCCGCUGCAUUCUCGAUAUUGUGUUCAUCCUGGUGUGCUUUGCCCUGUCUCUGUUCAUGAAGGAUGGGUGGUACCUUGGCAUGGUCUUUAUCGGCCUCAUUCAUCUGAUUUGCGCUUCGAACGUAAUCGGGAUGUUCGACAACAUCGGGGCGUUCGAUUGCCUGACGUCUGUCCUCAUCUCCGGCACUUUCGAGCUCGCGAAAGACGUGAAGGUGGCUGCGGUUUUCAUUAUCCUGGCCAUGACCACAGUUCUUAUGGUGGCUAAGCAUGCCAACGAGUACCGACGCCUUAGGGCUCGGCAGAAAGGGACUGUAAGGGCGAAUAAUGCGGCGGCCGCACGAGCAGCAGCGAGGCAGCCCUCAUCUGGCCUGUCUUCAUUAAGGACAAAAUUCGAAAGUGUUUGGUUUCCGUUUGUUGAAGAGAUCUGGGCUUGCUUUUGUUGGGACGGUCCGAAUGAUGGUCCUGCCGGAGGAGGCGGUAGCAGAGGAGGCGGCAGUCAGCUCGUCGGAGGACGCGGCAGCCAGCCCGCCAGAGGACGUGGUAGCAGAGGAGGCGGCAGCCAGCUCGUCGGAGGACGCGGCAGCCAGCCCGCCAGAGGACGCGGUAGCAGAGGAGGCGGCAGCCAGCUCGUCGGAGGACGUGGCAGCCAGCCCGCCAGAGGACGUGGUAGCAGAGGAGGCGGCAGCCAGCUCGUCGGAGGACGCGGCAGCCAUCCCGUCGGAGGACGCGGCAGCCAGAACCAGCCCGAAUUGGGCAACGAACAGCCCGAACUGCACAAUGACCUGCCCGAAUUGGGCAACGUCAACCAGCUGCCCGAAGGAGGCAACAACCUGCAGGUCGUCAUUGACAUUCGCGGAGAAGGUGCUGACAACCAGCUGCCGGAAGGAGGAAGCAACGACCAGGUCGCCGCUAACAUUGGCGGAGAAGGUGCUGACAACCAGCUGCCGGAAGGAGGAAGCAACGACCAGAUGCCGUUUUUCUUCCAUGCAUUGAGAUAUUUGAAUUCUCACGUGCCAUAUUGGUCAAGUGUGGAGUUUCUCUUUGUCUUGCAUGUGCAUGAUGACGUGGAAAGUGAGUCUGACGUGGACUGCCACCAAUCCUUUUAA